AGGGGUGUCCUUUAUGGCUGAGCUUCCCCCCCUUUUUGAGACUCACCGGCUACAUCCGUCGUUUUCCAAGCAGCUGAGAAAAGGGCCCGCGGGAGGGAAGGCCGGAGCUCCUGCUCGCGUUUGCCGCCGCCGGUAAGCGCUUCUCUCCGCUCGCCCCUCGCGAUGGUGUAGCCGGGAGUCGCGUCACGUGACUUCGUUCUAAGAUGGCGGCGUCGGGGUCUGCGCUGCUCGCGGAGGCGGACGAGUUCGAGGACGCGCCUGACGUGGAGCCGCUGGAGCCGACGCUGAGCAACAUCAUCGAGCAGCGAAGCCUGAAGUGGAUCUUCGUCGGAGGGAAGGGAGGCGUCGGCAAGACCACCUGCAGUUGCAGCCUAGCUGUGCAGCUUUCCAAAGUACGUGAGAGUGUUCUCAUCAUCUCCACUGAUCCUGCUCAUAACAUUUCAGAUGCCUUUGAUCAGAAAUUUUCCAAGGUUCCCACCAAAGUAAAGGGCUAUGACAACCUUUUUGCUAUGGAGAUUGAUCCUAGCUUGGGUGUGGCAGAACUUCCAGAUGAAUUCUUUGAAGAGGAUAACAUGCUAAGUAUGGGCAAGAAAAUGAUGCAGGAGGCAAUGAGUGCCUUCCCUGGUAUUGAUGAAGCCAUGAGCUAUGCUGAAGUGAUGAGGUUGGUGAAAGGGAUGAAUUUUUCCGUGGUGGUGUUUGACACAGCACCCACAGGGCACACGUUACGACUGCUCAACUUCCCUACCAUUGUGGAGCGGGGUCUAGGCCGCCUGAUGCAAAUAAAGAAUCAGAUCAGCCCCUUCAUAUCACAGAUGUGCAACAUGCUUGGCUUGGGAGACAUGAAUGCUGACCAGCUGGCCUCCAAGCUGGAAGAGACUCUCCCGGUCAUCCGCUCAGUGAGCGAGCAAUUCAAGGAUCCGGAGCAAACUACAUUUAUCUGUGUUUGCAUCGCUGAGUUCCUCUCCCUGUAUGAAACAGAGCGGCUCAUCCAGGAACUGGCCAAGUGCAAGAUUGACACCCACAACAUAAUCGUCAAUCAGUUGGUCUUUCCUGACCCAGAGAAGCCAUGCAAGAUGUGUGAGGCCCGGCACAAGAUCCAGUCCAAAUACCUUGACCAGAUGGAAGACCUCUAUGAAGAUUUCCACAUUGUAAAGCUGCCACUUCUGCCCCAUGAAGUCCGAGGAGCUGACAAAGUCAACACUUUCUCAACUCUGCUCCUGGAGCCCUACAAGCCGCCUAGCGCAAAAUGAAGCCUUGUGGACUGGCUCCCAUUAACUCCCCUGUCAACCAUUCCAUGUGUGCCCUUCCCUCACCCCUGACCUGCUGGGAUUCCUCCCCUUCCAGUAGCCUCAUUUGCGUCUUGCAGUUGAUUGAUGGGCUUGUGGUGGGGUUGGAAGAGGUAGGAUUUGGAGGUCCUACUUUUCUCUCCUGUCAUGCUGAUACUUCAUGGGACAUCCUCAACCCAGCCACAGCAUCGCAUCUUUAUCUCUCACUGACCAGCUAGCUGUUUUAAACAUGGGUCAUAUUUUCUGUCUGUCACUCCAGCUUCUCCUUUUGAUCAUCUCCUGGGACUAAGGCCUUUUUUGGUUGAGGUUCCAGUCAGGAGCUUUGGUAAAAGACUGUCACUGUUUACCCCAAAGCCAUCAAUCCUAAUGGGUGGUAUUUAAAUAAACAGUAAGGGAAACUAAUUUGCUGCUGUCCUUCAGCCAGGUCAUAGUUUUCACUUCUGGUGGGAGAUCUCAGCAGAGUUUGGAGGACAUAUGGGAGUGCCGUAGGGGGUCCUUUUGUUGUAGGGAAAGCUUAAAGCAUCUUUGGACGUCUGCUUGAAAGCUUUGUUUUCCUAAGGCUAGGGAAGCAUGAAGAACGGAGAUGCCUUUGGUUUCUUUUCAGCUUUCCCCAGAAGUCGAUCAGAAAUGUGGAUUUGUAAUCAUCACGAGUCCCCGACUUUUCAGGAGCUAUACAAGGUUUUCCAAGUUCCAUAUAUCUUCAGUAAAUGCAAUAUGAGAGGCCUGUGGUCAGAUCUUCUGCAGUCUUUAAUUUAAAAGCACCUAUGGUAUAACUUGGAGCGGAACAGGAGGAGUUUCCUAUAUGGAAACAGCACAGGGAGAAAAAUAGUACUUUCUCUCUCCAAGGCUAUUAGAUCUGUUGGAGACAAAAGAUGAACACCUCAGCAAGAAUAUAGUUCUGAUCCCGUAACUGACGGGUCUGCUAAGAAAUCCAUCCUACAAACCAUCAAUUUUGUUAUAAUUCAAGCUAUAAACUGAUACGUAAGGAUCUAGCAACUCUGCAUGGUAGUUGAUGGCAAUAUCUCCUGUUACUGUUUCCAGUGUGAAGAUGAAUGUGUGAGAGAGAGCUUAGAAGCACAUUAAUACAAUAAAGUAUUAUAUCUGCA
Heteronotia binoei (common prickly gecko) is the source of this 2392-nucleotide messenger RNA. RefSeq names its product guided entry of tail-anchored proteins factor 3, ATPase (gene GET3). Gene Ontology annotation, cellular component: GET complex. NCBI's taxonomy places the organism in Eukaryota, Metazoa, Chordata, Lepidosauria, Squamata, Gekkonidae. Gene Ontology annotation, molecular function: ATP binding; ATP hydrolysis activity. The transcript is spliced from 7 exons. The record is from RefSeq and is a predicted model, not a curated record. Bases 204 to 1250 code for a protein of 348 amino acids. Gene Ontology annotation, biological process: post-translational protein targeting to endoplasmic reticulum membrane.